This is a messenger RNA of Rhineura floridana, 1367 nucleotides long. RefSeq names its product capping actin protein, gelsolin like (gene CAPG). Lineage: Eukaryota; Metazoa; Chordata; Lepidosauria; Squamata; Rhineuridae. Gene Ontology annotation, biological process: actin filament severing; barbed-end actin filament capping; actin polymerization or depolymerization. Bases 221 to 1270 code for a protein of 349 amino acids. The record is from RefSeq and is a predicted model, not a curated record. Gene Ontology annotation, molecular function: actin filament binding; phosphatidylinositol-4,5-bisphosphate binding. The transcript is spliced from 10 exons. Gene Ontology annotation, cellular component: actin cytoskeleton; cytoplasm.
AGGGCAAUGGCAGAUCGGAAGUGAAGUGACUCACUCAUUCCUCUGGUCUGCAUUUUUUCUUUCCCCCACAGCCACAAAAGAAGUGAAGCAAUGAAAAGCUUGAAUAGAGAGGCCAGGAAAGGCCACGCCCAGGAAAACUAAUUUUACAUCCCCUGUUGUGAAAAGAUUUGCUUUAGCAGAGGCUGCCGGUGAGUGACCUGCCUUGCAGAUCGCUGGAACCAUGUACACAGCAAUCCCCAAAAGUGGCUCGCCUUUUGAUGCUUCGGUGAAGGAGCCGGGCCUACACAUUUGGCGAGUGGAGAAGAUGAAGCCUGUGCCUGUUCCAGAAGAGAUGAAAGGCAUAUUCUAUUCUGGGGAUUCUUACCUGGUCCUUCACAAUGGAGCUGAUGAACAAUCCAGUGUGCAUAUCUGGAUUGGCCAGAACUCUUCCCGAGAUGAGCAGGGAGCCUGUGCUCUGCUCUCCACCAACCUCAACUUCUUCCUGAAGGAAAAGCCUAUCCAGUACCGGGAAGUGCAGGGCAAUGAGUCCGACAUAUUCAUGGAGUACUUCCCCCAUGGUAUCAAAUACCAGGAGGGAGGCGUGGAAUCUGCCUUUAACAGAACCCAGGCCAGCCAGCAACCCAGCCCCAUCCGCAAACUCUACCAAGUGAAAGGGAAAAAGAAUAUCCGGGCCACCGAAAGGGAACUGAGCUGGGCUAGUUUUAACACUGGUGACUGCUUCAUCCUUGACCUAGGAGAGACCAUCUUUACCUGGUGUGGGAGCAAAUCCAACAUCUUGGAGCGCAACAAAGCCCGAGAUUUAGCAACAGCAAUUCGGGAUAGCGAGAGAAAAGGGAAAGCCAAAGUGGAGAUCAUUGCAGAUGGUGAAGAGCCAGCUGAGAUGAUAGCAGUCCUGGGUCCUAAACCAGCUCUGAAAGAGGGCAGCCCUGAGGAAGAUGUUGUGGCUGAUCAGAAGAAUGCCGUUGCAGCUGUCCUUUAUAAGGUGUCGGAUAUGACGGGGAAAAUGAGCCUGACUAAGGUCUCAGAGUCCAGUCCAUUCCGUCAGGACCAGUUAAUCACAGAUGAUUGCUUCAUCCUGGACAAUGGGCAAUGUGGCAAAAUCUAUGUUUGGAAAGGCCUCAAAGCAAAUGAGCAGGAACAGCAGGCAGCCCUGAAGGUGGCCGAGGACUUCAUCUCCCGAAUGAAAUAUCCCCUGAACACACAGGUGGAAAUCUUGCCCCAAGGCCGCGAAAGCCCUCUCUUCAAACAAUACUUCAUAAGCUGGAAGUGAAACAGAAUCUACACCCUCAGCUAGCAAUAUUCUGUGCACGUGCCUUACCCUGUAUCAAUAAUUAUGCCUUAUUAAACAGGAGUCACUCCUAAUCGUC